AUGAAGUUUUCUAAAACAUGUAUUGUUAUUUUAAUUUGUGUUUUUAUUGUUGGGGAGUCAAAUGAAUUUUACAUUAGAGAUUGUUCUUCCCAGUAUAUAAACAAUGGUUACUAUCAUCAAUUUCAAGGAGGAUAUUACAAACUACAUACUACUCCACAAUGCUGGAACAAUGCUAGAUCAAUUUGUGAUGCAGAAGGUGCACAUUUGGCAAUAAUAAAUUCACAAUCGGAAGCUAACUUCUUAGUAAAUCUUAUGAAUCCAUAUUCUUCUCAAUACAAUAAUGGAUUAUUAAUUGGAGGACAACCAAAUGGUCUGUUUGGCCAAAAUUGUGGAUCAAUGUCUGGCAGUGGACUACUAAACGUUGUUCCUUGUUCGAUGCCAUCAAUAUUCGCAUGCGAGGUUACGAAAUCCACCACAUGUGAAAACGUUGCAAGAAUUCAAUUUUUGCCGCCAAUGCUCCAGUGUAACGCAUUUAUACCUGCUCCAUUACCUGUUGAAAAUAUUUGUUUCUUUUGUUAAUUAUAUUGUUACGUAACUCAAAUGGUCCAGGGAAGAUGCUGCCACCACCAUUCUUAAUAUUUUAUAACGAAAGACUUGGAGAAUCGUUGAGGAUGAAUACGAAGUCUACCAAAAUAAAAACUGAUAUACUGCUAUUGAUAUUUCGUAUGAUUUUUAUUAAUUCGAUAUGUUAGAAUAUAUUAUACAAAGUUAUCACUGGUAUUGAAAUUUGCUUUAGUGUUUUAACGAUGUCACAAUCGA
Molecule: messenger RNA, 759 nt
Organism: Chrysoperla carnea
Lineage: Eukaryota; Metazoa; Arthropoda; Insecta; Neuroptera; Chrysopidae
Product: hemolymph lipopolysaccharide-binding protein-like
Exons: 4
Coding region: 1-519 (172 amino acids)
Source: RefSeq, a predicted model, not a curated record